UCUACUUAGUAGUCUGGUAGCCAGACUAGUAGAAUAGUAUUAGUUUGCUGCUGGCUGGCCAGCGGGGAGUUGGUGUCGCUUCACAAACUUGUCGCACGGACAUCGUCGUUUCUCGUUCGAUCGACGACAAACGAAUAAUAUUUUAAGACUCGCUGGUGGAAUCGAUCACGGCUGAUAUCCUGGGCGUUCGCGACCGCCAGCGAGACGUACGGCGUUUGGUUUUGUUUACAUUGACGAAAUCACUUUAUCACUUUAUUUUAAGUGACUUUCAUAUGAACGAGAUUACUUUAUUACUUGACUUUCAGCGGCUGUGAUUCGUUCUGCAGUCGUUUAAUCCGUCAACGAGACGGAAAAAGGGUUCGAUUAACGUUGAAUUAACUUGGCGUGAGAAUCGCAGAUGUUUAUAAUAGGCCUAGGGAAUUGAGACUUGAAAUAGUGAAAAUGUUCAUAGGCCUAAGAAAUGUAGGCUUGAAAACGCUCUUAUAAGUGAGUUUAAGAGAUUUUAACCUCGACGUGAAGGUUGCAUCUCAAGCUGUGAAGCCAGCCCAGUGCACAACACGAAAACACCAACCGGAAAAUGGUUUACCCGGUUAAAAGGAAAUUCCUGUCGAGUAGACGCAUAGCGGCGCUGGUAUUCGUCAUCUGCGCUUUUUAUAUCCUCCCGUUCCAUCACCCGAGGGACGAAGUCGGAGGAGAGGAAGGAAAGAGAAGACAACCGAGAGAGGAAACGGAAGAGGGAGAGGAGGAAAGUGGGAAAAUAACAGAUAUCCACGAGGGUGCCGAGGGCGAAGGGACGGACAGGACCCUUGGGGCGGAGAAAGGACGCUUCCCUUACAAUGUUCUCCUCCUGGCGUCUAUGGGACGCAGUGGCUCCAGUUUCCUAGGGGGUCUCCUGACAUCCCAAUCAAAGACAGUCUACUUCUUCGAACCACUACACGACAUAGAAGCCCUGCACCUCCUGACAGAGAAGUCUGCCAUGAAGGGCCUCAGAGACAUCUUCACCUGUGACAUCAAGGACCCGAUCCUCUCCACCUUCAUCAGGAACCCAAACUUCGUGUUCAAAGAAUUCUACAAGCAGUGCGGGCGCCACCAAACCUGCCUGACGGGGGAGGUCAUCAACUCCAGAUGCAAGAAGAAGUCCGUGAGAGUCGUGAAGACGAUCAGGACCAGGGUUGCAUGGCUGCAGGCGAUUCUUCACGACCCGGAGGUCAAUCUGAAGGUCAUCCAGCUAGUGAGGGAUCCAAGGGCUUCCAUCAUUUCCGGGUGGGACAGGGGGUGGAAUCUUACGGCCGAGAGGGCGUGUGGCUGGCUCACUGAAGAUCUUCAUAAUGGUCUUGAGCUGAAGAUAAUGUACCCAGAGAAGUACAUGGCAGUGCGAUACGAAGACCUGUGCGAUGACCCGUGGGGCUGGGCGAAAAAGAUAUACUCCUUUCUGGGAUACACCGACCUCCCACUUUCCACAAGGAGCUUCCUAAAAAAGUCGACCACAGGCAAGGACAGAAACGACGCCUAUGGCACCAAGAGAAACACCAGAAAAAUGCCCCAGAAAUGGAGAUCAGCCAUCACAGGCGAUCAACUCCAGGUGAUCCAAGACGCUUGUGGAUCAGUGAUCAGUAAUAUCGGGUUCAGGGUGUUUCAGGAUCUGGAAUCGGCCAGGAAUUAUACGGUGCCAUUGCACAUUAAGUCCGUGAAUCCUCUGUUUGCGUACGAUAAGCCAUCUUGACUGGUGCCUGGCUGGUUGCUAGAUGUAUAAUAAAGUUUAAG
This is a messenger RNA of Macrobrachium nipponense, 1764 nucleotides long. RefSeq names its product carbohydrate sulfotransferase 3-like. NCBI's taxonomy places the organism in Eukaryota, Metazoa, Arthropoda, Malacostraca, Decapoda, Palaemonidae. The transcript has 5 exons. Gene Ontology annotation, biological process: N-acetylglucosamine metabolic process; sulfur compound metabolic process. The record is from RefSeq and is a predicted model, not a curated record. Bases 578 to 1723 code for a protein of 381 amino acids. Gene Ontology annotation, molecular function: N-acetylglucosamine 6-O-sulfotransferase activity.